AGGCAGUAAGCAAAUACCGAGAUGCGCAAUAGAAACCAUAAGGACCCAAACGAGGAUAAGGUCCUUUUGAGCGGAGCAGUUCCUCCCCAUUCAUUUCCCAUUCUCUUCUCCAUCAGUUUCUUCAUAAUGAAUGCUUCCAAGAUGCUGCUCCUCUCUUCACCUCCCACUCCUCUCGUACACCUACAUCCCCACAAUUCUCCCGUCCUACCCAGAAAAAAUGCGUCGUACGCGCCGCUCAAGGUGUCGUGUAUGGCCAAGGAGAGCAGCGAAACCGGCAAUGGAGCCGCAGCCAAAGCAGCCAUCGUUGGCGGCCUGGUCUCGACGCCAGUUAUCGGGUGGUCUCUCUACACGCUCAAAACAACGGGCUGCGGCCUCCCGCCGGGCCCCGGGGGCUCCAUAGGUGCGCUGGAAGGUGUGAGCUACCUGGCUGUGGCUGGCAUUGUGGGUUGGUCGCUUUACACCAAGUCCAAAACCGGCUCGGGUCUGCCUAACGGGCCGUUUGGGUUACUGGGAGCCGUGGAAGGGCUAUCCUACUUGUCGUUGCUUGCGAUUGUGGUUGUGUUUGGGUUGCAAUUCUUGCAAAAUGGCUCCAUUCCUGGUCCGCUCCCCUCUGAUCAGUGCUUUGGUUGAUCUCUCUCUCUCUCUCUCUCUCUCUCUCUCUCUCUCUCUGUUCCUCAUCUCUCUCAAUUAUUUCGAUUUUGAGUCAAGACAAUGUUAGCGUACUGGGUUCUCUUCUCGUUGCCUGUGGCAUUCGUUCCACAUAGUACAGUUGUGUAAAUGUAUCGCCGUUUUCCCAUCA
Molecule: messenger RNA, 799 nt
Organism: Rhododendron vialii
Lineage: Eukaryota; Viridiplantae; Streptophyta; Magnoliopsida; Ericales; Ericaceae
Exons: 1
Coding region: 22-630 (202 amino acids)
Source: RefSeq, a predicted model, not a curated record